AUGCAAUCAUAUAAAUUAUUUAUUAUUUUAUUUUUAACCAUUUUAUCUGUACAUUUAAUUGUAUCUCAAGAUAGUAGUGAUUCUUCAGAUGAUGGUAAAACAUUCCAAUUUUGUACCAAUUGUAACAAUGAUAAUUGUAAUACAUUAUCCUGUACAACUGUUCGUACAAAAACCUGUUGGUAUAUCAUAGAUCCAUGUUCACUAGAUUAUUUUGGAUACUAUGAAUUUGAUGUCGUUAAAGGUGUGGAAGGACUCGUUGUUAGAACUUACUCUUAUAAUCAAACCGGUUGUAUGAUGAGUGGACAUAUCCAAAAUAUUUAUGAUUCACCAUGUGAUACUUGCGUGACUAAUCCAACUAUGCCAUAUCAACAAUAUUACAAUUGUAAUUCAACCAGAUUAUAUUAA
Molecule: messenger RNA, 405 nt
Organism: Heterostelium album PN500
Lineage: Eukaryota; Evosea; Eumycetozoa; Acytosteliales; Acytosteliaceae
Exons: 2
Coding region: 1-405 (134 amino acids)
Source: RefSeq, a predicted model, not a curated record